AAAGCACGAAAUAAAUAGCAAAACCAUUAAUUUAGCGUUCUCUGUUUUGUAGUGUGCACUUUGGCUCUGUUGUUGCUUUGUAAUUUGAUCUUUGAUCCCAACAAUUGUAGUAAAGCUAAACGAAAUGUCAAGUCACAGUGCUUCAUCCUCAAGUGACAUUUCAGUCGACUUAACCGAUGCCUUUCGAAGUAUGAUACUGAACAAGCGUUUCGUGUUGUGGGAUGAUUUUGAAAGCGCCUUAAAAGAGUUCCAAAAAGUAUGGAACUAUAAUUUUAUCGCUUCUCAGACUACUUAUACUCGUUACAUCCACACAGAAAGCAGAUUGCUGAAGGAUGUCAGGUUCAAAUACCUGUUUGUAUCGUUUAAUUGUACGUUUGGUCACAAACGGAAAUCGGAAGGUUUGAAAGUGAGGCAAAAAUCGUCUAAAUUCCGUAAUUGUCAAUCUAAAUUCCGUGUAAGACUAGAAGAGCAAGGAUAUGUAAUCAAAUCCUACAAGAUGAUACACAAUCAUCCAUGUAGUAGUUCAUGGAUGGUAUGUGAUCCAUGGACAAGGAGAUUAUCGUCAGAAGAAAAAGAGAACUCGAAGCCCGUAAUACUUCACUGUGAGUCAGCAGACGAAGUUAUCGAAAGUAAAAGAAGAAAUCUUACAGCUCAUCAACUUCUUAGGUAUUGUAGCAGAUGGAAGUUACACAAUACCCAGAACUUCCAAAAUUAUACAUUACCUGCAUUACCACGACGGAGUGAAGUGUAUGUAAGUAUUCAACGAAGCCAAAGAAUCCAUAAACAUCGCAUCAUUGAGAAGUAUGGUGAACGUUUUGCAACGGAAGUUGAGAAGAAAGUGGACAAUUAUUACUUAAGAAUUCUUAAUACCAACUUGUAAACUUGAUUUUCUGCUUUUGCAGC
Messenger RNA from Schistosoma margrebowiei, 903 nucleotides. The record is from the annotation of a GenBank genome assembly. Lineage: Eukaryota; Metazoa; Platyhelminthes; Trematoda; Strigeidida; Schistosomatidae.